Stegastes partitus (bicolor damselfish) is the source of this 4124-nucleotide messenger RNA. RefSeq names its product EF-hand domain family, member D1 (gene efhd1). Bases 82 to 783 code for a protein of 233 amino acids. The record is from RefSeq and is a predicted model, not a curated record. The transcript has 4 exons. NCBI's taxonomy places the organism in Eukaryota, Metazoa, Chordata, Actinopteri, Pomacentridae. Gene Ontology annotation, molecular function: calcium ion binding.
GGAACUUGACAGAAGUGCUGCUGGAAGCUGUCAGGCUCCAUUCUGUUUCACAGCCUCACUUACCAGCGUCUUUCUCUCAGCAUGGCAUCUGAAGAACUGGCGAGGAAGCUGCAGUCGCGACUGGCCGCUACGCAGGAAACUGAGCCGAGGCCGGAGCCCGAACAAAGCCCGGUCCGGCCCAAACCGCAGGAAUCCGAGGCAGCCUGCGGCGAUUCGUCUUCCGAGCUGUCCGCCAAACUGACCCGCAGACUGGACAUCAAUGAAGGAAAUGCUGCUCCUCGAGCGACCCGCGUCUUUAACCCCUACACGGAGUUCAAAGAGUUCUCUCGCAAGCAGAUUAAGGACAUGGAGGCGAUGUUCAAACGGUAUGACACUGGUAAAGACGGGUUCAUCGACCUAAUGGAGCUAAAGCUGAUGAUGGAGAAGCUGGGAGCGCCACAAACCCACCUGGGUCUCAAGAAUAUGAUCAAAGAGGUGGACGAAGAUUUUGAUGGCAAACUGAGCUUUAGAGAGUUCCUGCUUAUCUUUCGGAGAGCUGCAGCUGGAGAGUUGCAGGAGGAGAGUGGUCUGAUGGCUCUGGCCAGACUGUCUGAGAUCAAUGUCUCCUCUGAGGGAGUGAUGGGGGCUAAGGACUUCUUCGAAGCCAAGGUGCAGGCUCUGUCUGUGGGCAGUAAGUUUGAAGCUGAGAUUCGAGAGGAAAAAGAAGAACGCAAAAGACAGGAAGUGGAAAAAAAGCAGCGGCAAGCUGCCUUCAAGCAGCUGCAGUCCACCUUCUGCUCAUGACCCUCUACAGAGAGUACAUAACAAUCCUGACAUGCACAAGUCAUCGUUACUAAAAUUUUAGAAAUAGCUCCACACCUCUUACACUGUGUCAUCUCUCAGAAUGGGGUACUUUAGAACAAAAAUAGACAGAUGUAUCAAAGUAAAAGCUCACUAAAAUACUUUAAAAUACCUCAUUACACAUCACAAGCAAGGUUCAUUCAUUCCAGUCUUCUGCAGCUGUUCUAGAACAAACUAUAAGGCAAAAACAUUGCAUCAGACCUCUAACAAGAUACUUAGUGAUCACUCCACAUUCAUGGAGAUCUCAUAGUUUUCCUGUACAUUUCUGUGGGCUUAUUUCUUGUGUCCCUCUGUACAUUCCUGAUUUUUGAUUCCAGUUUGGUCAUUUUUGUGUCAUAUGGUCUUGUAUAAGCCUCACGUUCUUAACAUUAAGUGAACAUCUACUCUACAACUUACAAUGUAACAAAAAUAAGAAAUAGAUAAUAGCAUAUAUUAGUAUUAACAUAACAGUGUGGAAACAUUUCGUGGUCCUUCUAAACUUUGGCUUUUACUUUGACUUUUGAUCCAGCUAAUUAGGUUAUACUGUUAUUGACUGCUAAUGAAUUUCAACAUUUGAUAUCAAUCUCAUGUCUGCAUUCAGUACAGAGCUGAUGUCAGGCCGUGGUUAGCCUAGCCUAUGUUUAUCCUGCCUCUUAAAUCUGAAUACAAGCUGAAAUUAAAAAAACAUAAAUGAUUUUUGUUUCCGCUCUAUGCUGGAACCUUGUUGAUGAACACAGUCUUCAUACAGGUAGCUCCGCAAUUCCUCCUAAAACCCAUCCACACAAUAUAAAUAAAUGGGAUGCACCAGUUAACCAGCGAGCUUUAAAGGUAAUUAACUUGGAAGUCUGGCUCUGUCCAAAAUCAGAAAAUACCACUAACUGUGUUCCUGUCAGCUCAAGUGUUUGUGUUUCCACGUGCUGACUCCAGGUCUGUACUGAUUACACAGAUUUGUGCUUUAUAUCCAUCUUAGCAGCUGACUAAGAAGAAAAGCAAAUAAAUAUAUUUAGCAAAAAAAAAUAAUUUUAAAUGUUUCUAUUCUGUGCGUAAGUAUGGGCCAACAACAGCAGACUGAAUUUCAGCGACAUUAAUAAAAACACGCUAUCAAAUGAAAGGAUGGAGGACAGCUUACAUUUAAGCAUGCUCACCUGUAACACCAAGGUUUCUUGACUGAUUUUUGAUUCUCUUAAGUCUUAAAUUGAAUUAUCUCAUGACCCUAGCAAUUAGACUGUGUUUGUGAGAAUUUGAGUACAGUGUAGUUUUAUGUUUUAUUUUCGACAGCAUGCAGAGCAAUUGAAUAAUAUAUGCCAGAGAUUCUAAAAUAUCUGAAUUCAAUUUAGCCUAUUUUUUAUGUAAAACAGUUGAUUAUUAAAAGUAUCCUGCAGGCCUGUGUGCAUAAUAGGUGACUGCUGUUGGAAGUUUGAGAUGAAAGCACUGAUGUUUAACUUCUGACUGUAGACCUGUGGUCUUAUGUGAAUGUCUGACAGUGGUCCUUCCCCUCAUUGAGCUUAAGAUGUAACAGUUUUUUUUAUGUUUUUUUUUUUUUUGUAAAAGGGUACAAUAAGCACCAUCAAAUUAUUGUUUGAAUAAUUUAUUGAUAGUUGAUGCUUAAGAUGUCUGAGAAAAUAGCUUAUGUGAUGAGAUGUAAAAUCACUUGAGUGCCCGUUUAAUGUGACAAUUCAGCCAUUCAUGUGCUUCCUCUAUCCACUGCAGUUCAAUUUUGCAUCUAUAGCUUAAAGUGCAUGUGAGCAGCAUCCCAAAUAUGUGCAAGUAAGGAAAUCACAAGAUCUUACCAGGACUGUCCCAAUCUUAGAUCUCAGAGGCUGUUACCACAUACUAACUACUUGUACACACUUUGAUUUCAGAUGUUCUCCUGAAAAGGGAUUCAUAGCUGUUGCUAUGUGAACACUUAAUUACAGCCUGCCACAAACUAAGAUAUGUAGCAGUUCCCACAUGCAGCUGUUGAUGUUUCAGGGUGAGAACAAAGGUCUAGUGCUGUGUUCAGAGCAAAGCUGACUGUGUCAGACUUCAGCUUCAGUCAAGCUACCCACCCACCCACUUCAGCUCCAUAUCAUGAACACAAAAGGCUUGCACAUUCUUUCAUGGUGUGGUCUCAGGAAUCUUUACCUACUGUUCUACUGGUGCAGCACUGGAAAAAACACAGGUGAGCAAAAACAACGAUGGUGGCUGUUAUUGGUAGGUUAGCUGUGCAGUUUUGUGGAUACCAUUAACACAGGCAGGGGCCCUUGAUGCUUGAAGUAAUAGCUCAGUAUUUUAGGAAAUAUGAUUAUUCUUAUACUAUGAAAGAAUGAGGUAAGACUAUCAAAUGAUAUAUCUCAUGUUUGUUGAUGAGCAGCAGCUGUGUGCUCACCAACUGUGUAGCAAUCUGCACUGAAGUGGGAGAUGGUCUUCCCCAAACUGUUGGGGAGAUCAGUAAAUAGUAUAGCACAGCAUGUCACUUCUCCACAAAUAAAAUGUUUUUACAUUUCUGAUAAAAGAUGUAAAGUGUUAGACAGUGAACUUUUGAAGUGCUGAUAGGCUUUUGAAUUAGCUAGGCAAACCACAUCACUCUCCAUGUCUCACUCACACUCACUCACAGAGUUUCUCCCGACAAGAUGUUGAUCUGUUUCUAUAAAACGAACAAAAAUUCUGUUAAAGUAGCAGUGGACAGUCUGCAGUGUUUUGUGAUCCAGAAGAAGUGUAUGUAGUCCUCUGAUCUCUGUGAUGACCAUGUCAUUGGGUUUUGUAUGUGUGCAUGUGCAUGUGUGUGCUGUGUUACCAACUUUUAGAGGGACUGUGUCACAAAUAUGCAGAUCUGAUAUACACCCAAUUUAAUACAUGACACAUCCAUGUCCAAAUUCUGCUCUGUCCUGAGCUUGAUCACUGCCUGUUUCAGAGUUGGUUGACUAAUUAUCUCCAUGUCAGUUGAAUUUUGGAACCUAGAAUGGAUUCAGAAAAAAGCUAAGAAGCUCUGACCUCAGCAUAGCUUAUUGUAAACAAGGUUCAUGUUCCCAGACCUUUUCCUUUUAUUUGUAUUUAGGCUAUAGCAUGUUCUCGCUGUCAUAUAACUAAUUACUAAGUGUGUCACAUACCUUGCCCAGUAUAUGUUGUGGAAAUGGACAAUGUAUUUUUUCAUGAAGAAAUAGUCUAUAUUGCUAUUGUUUAAUUAGAGUUAUACGUUGCCAAAUAUGAAAAAGUCAGUAAACUAUAUUUUUGGGCACUUGUAAAUAUAUUGUGUUGUUCUACUCCCUGUCACAAUUGAAAUGUUUAACUUAAUUGCAAUAAAAGAAAAAUCUAGAAAAAGUAAA